Messenger RNA from Nicotiana tabacum (common tobacco), 1827 nucleotides. NCBI's taxonomy places the organism in Eukaryota, Viridiplantae, Streptophyta, Magnoliopsida, Solanales, Solanaceae. The record is from RefSeq and is a predicted model, not a curated record.
AUGGGUCCAAUGCCAACAGUUAACCAAGCAUAUGCUAUGGUAAUCAGUGAUGAGAGUCAAAAAUCAAUCGCAGCCAAUGCUGGUUUACUAGGAGCAAAUCUUACAUUUGGAACUGGACAAUAUGAUGUGGCAAUGUACACCAAGACUGAAGGAAAUUUUCAGAAAACCAGGAAGAAUUUCAAUCUAUUCAGUGAGUUUUGCAAAAUGAAAGGUCACUCUAAAGAAACUUGCUACAAGAUUGUAGGCUAUCCUCCAGAAUACAGACCAAGAAAUAAGAGUACAAAUACUCAUAGUGCAUACAAUGUGUUAUCUGAUAUGAGUAUUCAAAAGAAUCAGCUGCCAAAAGGGAAUUGGAAUGAGAACAAUUCACAAAAUUCUCAAUUGACAAGUAGUGUUGUGAGUACUAAUAGCUCACAUUUGAUUGGGCAAGUGAACAACAAUUCUUGGCUGGGUAAUUACACAUUCACCAAAGAACAGUAUGACCAUAUUGUGCAACUUCUAAGCAAAGAUAACUCAAUUUCUGCUUCAGCAACUCCAUCAGCUAAUGCAGCUGGUAUACCUUAUGCUUUGUUAACUUCUGAUAGUUUACAAGAGUGGAUAAUAGACACAGGGGCCACAAACCAUAUGGUAGCUGAUCUAGAACUAUUGAAUAAGGUUUCAUUAGUUCAAACAAGCCAGCCAAAGAAAGUACAUCUACCUAAUGGAGAAACUACUCAAGUUACUCAUAUUGGAACUAGUACUUUAUCAGAUCAAAACACAAUAACUAAUGUGUUUUACAUUCCUCAAUUCAAAUAUAAUCUUCUGUCUGUUUCUAAAGUAACCAAGGAGCUGAAAUGUUCAGUUGCUUUCUUUCCUGAUUUUUGUGUAUUUCAGGAACUCUUCAGUGGGAGGGUGAAAGCGAUUGGUAGAGAAGACAUUGGUCUGUACAUUCUCAGUAGACAAACAAUACCAGGAAGUAAUACAAUUAAUCUAAACACAAUGGAGACAGAAGUCAAUAAAGAGACUAGCUCAAGUGACAUUGAUCUUUGGCAUAGAAGGCUUGGUCAUGUGUCUACUACUGUCUUCAAGAAGUUACUAUCAGAAAAGAUACAAGAUAUGUCUGCUAGAAUAGACUUAUAUAGUAUAUUCCCUUGUGCAAAGCAAACAAGACACCCUUUUCUUGUCAGUAGUAUUAGAACAACUGCUAGUUUUGAGUUGGUUCAUAUGGAUUUGUGGGGACCUUACAAAGUUCCUACUAUGGAUGUUUGUGGAAAUCUGUUUAAUAGUCUAGGAGUAAUUCAUCAGAAGCCAUGUCCAUAUACUCCUCAGCAAAAUAGAGUAGCUGAGAGAAAAUAUAGACACAUCUUAGAACUCACUAGAGCUAUCACAUUUCAAGCUGAAAUACCAAUCAAAUUUUGGGGUUAUUGUGUACUUGUUGCAGUCUAUCUUAUUAACAGACUGCCUAGUUCUAUUAUUGAUAAUAAGAGCCCAUAUGAAAGAUUGUAUAGCAGGAAACCAGCAUUACAACAUCUCAAGAUAUCAAUCAUACAACCAUCAAUAGUUCAAACACCACAGACUGCUCCUACUAAUCUUUCAGAUCAACCAGAUAUCAGAAAGUCUGGUAGAGGAAAGAAAUCACCUAUUUGGAUGAAAGAUUUUGUGUCAUUAACUGCUCACCAUGAUGAACCUUAUGCCAUAUCAAAGUGCUUAACCUAUGAACACUUAACUUCCAAGUAUCAAGCUUAUUUGACAGCUGCUUCAAAUAUUAUUGAGCCAACCUUCUAUUCAGAAGCUGUGAAAGAUCCUAAAUGGGUGGAUGCAAUGAAGGCUGAGAUUGAAGCUUUAUAA